ACCAUGACGUUCAAUAGAAGGAAACCGAGGUUCGACGCUCUGUUCAAUUAAAGUAAGACUCACUAAAAAUGUUUCUCUUGGCGUAGUUGGCACAUGUCGUGAGAACAUGAUCGAAGAAUACCACAUCGUCGCUGUUUUAUUGCUAUUUGGCAUUUCUGGAGUAGACAGCAAAGAGAUUACUCAUGGGUUGAAACUUACUAAAUAUUCCAUUGUGCAACCUCAGCUGCUUCCCGAACAGAAAUCGGAGGAGUAUAAAUCGUAUCUCCUAAAAAUCGGCAAUAGUCCUCACAUCGUUCAUCUGAAGAGAAACAGAGACUUUUUACAUCCGGAUUUUGUUCGAAAUAAUUUUAACCUGGCUGAUCAUCACACAGCAACACGUCCGAAAUCUGUGCAUUGUUAUUAUCACGGAGAGGUGGAAGGCGACGAGAAUUCGGUGGUUGCACUCAGCACGUGCUACGGAUUGAGGGGUGUGAUCCUUUUCGCAAACGACAGCUAUGGACUCGAGCCUGUGCCGCUGUCCCCCACCAACGAUCACCUUCUGUACCGACUGGCCGACAUUCAGACCGAACCCGUCACCUGCGGCGUGGUCCGCGAGGACGCGGCCACUCCGAAGCGUGAACCCUUUGAGCCCACGCAGGCCAUCUCUGCUCUGCUGCGGAAGAAACGCAAUUUGCCUCAGACCAGAUACGUGGAGCUGGUCUUGGUUGUGGAUAAUCUCAGGUAUCAGUUCAAGCAAGGAAAUGAGACGGCGAUACUCGAGGAGAUGGUGGAAAUGGCCAACCUGCUGGAUGGGUAUUACAAGCAGCUGAACAUCCGCGUGGUGCUCGUGGGCCUGGAGAUUUUUAGCCAGUCCAACCCGUUCCAAGUGGAGGACUCCGCGGGCAACGUGCUACGCAGCUUCGUGAAGUGGAGGAAGUCCGACCUGUUGCCGAGGAACCGGCACGACAUCGGUCAACUCGUGGUCGGUCGGCCCAAUUCGUACCCGGGAGGUGUGCUGGGGAUGGCUUUCGUUGGCACGGCGUGCUCGGCCGCCACCUCCGGGGGAAUCACCGUGUUUGGCGACGACGAGCUGAUCUACACCUCCAGCGUUGUGGCCCACGAGAUUGGUCAUAACCUGGGCAUGAGUCACGAUGACAACCGCUGCAGCUGUGAUGGAAAAAGUUGCAUCAUGGCGGCCACUGCCAGCGGCGCCACAAGCUUCAGCCGCUGUAGCGGCGAAGAUUUCCAGGCCCUCAUCGUCAGCGGAAGAGGGGUGUGUCUGAUAAACCAGCCCUCCCUCUCGGACGUGGUCGGCACCGCCAAGUGUGGCAACGGCUUGUUGGAAGAAAGCGAGGAGUGCGACUGCGGCACGCCGGAGGAAUGCCAGAAUAAAUGCUGUGACGCUGCCACUUGCAAACUCACCUCCGGAUCGGCUUGUGCUCAGGGGAGCUGCUGCAGUGACUGUCAGCUCAGAGUGGCCGGGACGCCCUGCAGGGGCUCCGCCGACGCGUGUGACCUUCCCGAGUUCUGUAACGGCACCGGCGCCUUCUGCCCCGACGACUUCUACAUCAUGGACGGCCAGCCCUGUCGGGACAAGGCGGCGUACUGCUACGAGGGCCGAUGCCAGACGUACGACUCGCAGUGUCAAGCCCUCUUUGCACCAGAUCCGGCAACGAAGGCAGCAGAUGUUUGCUUUCUGCAUGCAAACAUGCAGGGAAACCUAUUCGGGAACUGCGGCAUCACCGGCACUGGAGAUUAUAUCAAAUGUCCUUUGGCGGACGCCAUGUGCGGGAAGGUGCAGUGCACCAACGUGGACGUCAACCGCCCGCCUCCGGGUGCGCACGUCAGUAUCCAGAUCAUCAACGGGUCCACGUGCGUCAACGCCGACUUCAACUUGGGGCCGGAUGUGCUGGAUCCCGCCUAUGUCAACCCUGGGAGUCCGUGCGCUGAAGGAAAAACCUGUCUGGAUUUCGAGUGUGUGAACGCCUCGGCCCUGCGGCCCAACUUGGACUGCGACAACGCUCGGACGUGCAACGGCCACGGGGUGUGCAACGACCAAGGGCACUGCCACUGCGACGACGGAUGGAGCCCACCGAACUGCAACCGGGCAGGCAUAGGCGGCAGCAUUGACAGUGGACCCCCCAAGAUAGACUACUCCCUCAGGGACGGCCUGUUGAUCUUCUUCCUGCUCGUCGUUCCACUGCUUGUUCUUCUCAUCCUGGUGCUGCUGUUCCUCUUCCGGAGAGAUGCGCUCAACCCCUGCCUCAGACACGUUCGCCGUUUCAGGCCACAUCACGGCAGCGCCAACGGACACUCAGACCGCAAUACUGAGACACAUGCUACCUCUCGUAGUCCAACAGAAGCCCCCCCACAGAGGCUUUCGUAUCCACCGGCUGCUUCAGCUCCAAUAUCAGGUUUCAGGUAUGGAGAGCUUGAUUAUUGGAACAGAGAUCCAAACACUACCUCUGCACAUCCCCAAGCUCCCAGUCAGGGCCCUGGAGUCCCCAAAGCGAUUCCAGCCCCACGUCCACCAAACUAAAUUGAGUUUUGUUUUUUGCGGUGGUAUUGGGGCGGGGGGUAUGCCGAUUGUUAGAUGUUAUUUACAACUGAGGACAAACUAAAAAAAAUGCACUUUGAAGUCUUGAAAUUGAUCAUUCUAACAUGGAAAAUGGCAUCAUGUGUUUUGGAAUAUUACUGGGAUGUAUGUCAUCAAAUUGAAUCAGAUAUACUGUAUAUAUAUUUGUAUAUUUACCAAACAAUUUUAAUGCUUUUGUGAAUUAAAGGAAACUUCUAUUGUAAUAUGU
Molecule: messenger RNA, 2783 nt
Organism: Hippocampus comes (tiger tail seahorse)
Lineage: Eukaryota; Metazoa; Chordata; Actinopteri; Syngnathiformes; Syngnathidae
Gene: adam9b
Product: ADAM metallopeptidase domain 9b
Exons: 22
Coding region: 107-2518 (803 amino acids)
Biological process (GO): proteolysis
Cellular component (GO): plasma membrane
Molecular function (GO): metalloendopeptidase activity
Source: RefSeq, a predicted model, not a curated record